Messenger RNA from Paracoccidioides lutzii Pb01, 2259 nucleotides. RefSeq lists its product as hypothetical. Gene Ontology annotation, biological process: positive regulation of transcription by RNA polymerase II. Gene Ontology annotation, molecular function: zinc ion binding; transcription cis-regulatory region binding; DNA-binding transcription factor activity, RNA polymerase II-specific. Gene Ontology annotation, cellular component: nucleus. The transcript is spliced from 4 exons. The record is from RefSeq and is a predicted model, not a curated record. Bases 1 to 2259 code for a protein of 752 amino acids.
AUGGCAUCAACAGUUGGCGGGAAUUUUCUUCCGCAAACAGAAUACGAUCUCUCUCUAAAUUUGGCUGCCUCUGCCGGCACAACGGAGGUGGGGGAUUAUCCAGUAAAUGGCGAUGCCUUCCAGCUAACUGCAAAGGCGGCUACUGAUUUCAACUCCCAACCGAAGAAGAAGAAAUUAAAUAAUCCCAGCUGCGGAGAUGCCUCAGGCUCCGGUGCCGCCGUAUCUUCGUCACGGACGGUGAACUCCUCUGGCCAAACGAAUGCUCAAAAGCCAAAGCGCGUCAGGACAGGUUGUCUGACGUGUAGGGAACGGCAUCUGAAAUGUGACGAGGCGCUUCCUCGUUGUCAAAACUGCCAAAAGUCUGACCGGCUGUGUAAGCGUGGGGUUCGACUGAACUUCAUCGACACUCAUGUUGCUGCACCUCCGUACGCAGCGCCUUUCGCCCACGACUGGCAGGUCAACUUCCAUGAUGAAUCCCGGGAGAUUGCCUCGGAAUAUAAAGGUGGCUUUGAACGGUAUCCCCGAGUCGAGAGGAAUGAUCCCCCACCUCGAAAACCUGCGCCUCCCCCGUCGUCGUACAAUUUCCCUGAUAUCAUGGGAGCCCCGUCACUUUCGCAUCAGAAUCUCUCUCUGCCGAGUGUUACCCCCCUCCUUUCUAAUUAUCCCGAGCCUCCGCAGCCGGAAAUGACUGAGGCGAUAUUCCAACAUGCCUCACAACCUCAUCACGCUAACUCUACGUUUUCUGAUAACUCCCUAUCGCAUUCUCCAUUUAAUUCCCCGAAGCCCAGUUUGGUGUCCUCAGAAAAUGUUAGACCUUACCUGGAUAACGCUGAGGAGGUGCUGCUCAUGCAAGUUUUCGUGGAGGAAGUUGGGCUGUGGAUGGACUCAAUGGACUCGAUGAAACAUUUUUCUCAUAUUCUGCCAUUUCAUGCUCUCCAAGAGCCGAUGCUUUUGAGUGCGUUCAUGGCAUGCGGCGCCCGGCACUUGUUUCUAGUAAAUCCAUCAUAUGGCGAAGAAAAGGCUCUGUACUAUUACAACGCUUCUACGCGUGAUCUUCUUACCUGUUUGCAAAACCCCAAUCGCAAUGCUGUCCUAUGUGCUACGACAGCUGUAAUUCUUAACGUUUACGAAAUAAUGUGUGAAAAGGCCAUGCAGCGGAUGAACCAUAUCGCCGGUGCCCGCGCUCUCAUCAAGGAAUGCCGAUGGAAUGCCAAAAGCAUCGGGAUAGGGGGCGCCUGCUUUUGGCUCAAUGUUGGCAUGGAGCUGCUGAGCUGCCUUCAUUUCAAUUGGAGGAUGGCAUGGGAUCCGGACACGUGGGAUGUGGAUAUGAACAUGGGGGCGUCGCAGAAUAGCAUCACGGGCGACGAGGAGUUGUGGACACAUCGGAUGGUAUAUAUCUGUGCGAAAAUUGGGAAUUUUCGAUCCACGAUUCCGCAGUUCCAGAAUCCAGAUCGGGCUGCGCAUGACAUGCGGCUGAAUCAACGGAUACAGGAAUGGAAUACAUACAAGGGGUGGUGUGACGAGUGGGCAAGAUGUGUGCCACGCUCGAUGCUGCCGCUCGGUUAUCUGCAGACUUGGCAGACGAAUUCUAAGUCGUCAUUCCCGGAGGUUUGGCUCAUCAAGCGUACCGCCGUGGUAGCUAGGUUGUUUUAUCACACAGCCUGCUGCCUGCUUGCCCAGGUCCAUCCCACUGAAUCCGAGUUCAGUGAGAAUAUGAUGGCCAUGCAGCAGAGCCACGCUCAUGAUAUCUGCGGUAUUGUGGCGCAUGUGAAAGAUAGAGGCGUCGCCAGCGUUUCUCUCCGCUGCCUUGCAAUUGCCGCGGAAUGCCUAACGAAUAGGCAAGCUCAGGAAGAAGUACUGCACAUCAUCGAUAAAAUCAUCAAGGAGACGGGAUGGCAAGUUGGAUUCCUGCACCGCGAACUUAUGGAGAAAUGGGUAUGGAACAACAGCAACUCUCCCGCGCAACAUCAACAACAACAGCAGCAAUCGUCCACCUCUACAUCAACCGGUGGGCCAUCGGCACCAUCAUUACUUUCCUCCUCACUUUUAAACUCUGGCUCACCUAACCCCCCCACCGCAACUGCAAGUGGCGGCGGAGGGGGUCAAGGGCCGUCCCGUCCCCGGUUGCCGCAAGGAAUUGUGAACCCGCUCAUGGCGACGGCGGACUUUUCAUACGAGGAUCAUCCGUACCAAAGCCAUUAUGUUGCACCGCACAACCCUACUCAGAUUGGGAGUUAUCAGCAUUAUGAGUCUUACUGA